AUGGGUAUGUCUGUUGUGGGCAUGAACUUGACAGACAGCGGCAAUCUUGUGCUGUUUGACAAGAGCAAUGCCGUAGUGUGUCAAUCCUUUGAUCACCCUACAGACUCACUUGUCCUUGGGCAGAAAUUAAGGGUUGGGCAGAAAUUGACCACGCGUACUUCCUCAGUGAAUGGGAUCGAACAAGUUUUACUUUCACUUUCGCUGACUCCUAGUGGUUUAUUUGCCCAGGUAGAGAAUGAUCCUCCGCUGGUGUAUCUCCAUGUUAGCGUAAAUUUUCCUAACACAAGUGAUGACUCCAGUUAUAUUGAAAUUAUCAAAGGAGCCUUGACAUUGUUCAUGAACUCCACAACAAAUGAGUCUGUGCUUUCUGGUUCUGGUUCUGAUUCAUCUGUGAAGUACAUGAAGUUUGAACCCGAUGGACAUUUGAGAUCAUAUCAACUGGAUGGAGUGGACUGGAGUGUAAGAGAUGAUCUUCUUGCACGAUAUCUUGAGGAUUGUGAAUAUCCAACUGUCUGCGGUAAAUAUGGAAUUUGUUUGGACAGGCAGUGUAGUUGUCCAACAUCGAGCGAUGGGAAAAGCUACUUCAAGCCCGUGAGUGAUAGGGAUCCUAAACUUGGGUGCGUGGAAACUGUUCCUUUGUCUUGCGAAGCUUCGCAGUUUCAAACCUUUUUGGAGCUUAAUGACACUUCUUACUUCACAUAUAACAAAGACCCGCAACUUACACCAGAUCUAGCAAAUAUAGACAAGGACAGUUGCAGAGAAGCCUGUGCCAACAAUUGCUCAUGCACAACAGCCUUUUUCCUAAAUGAUUCAGGUUCUUGCUACUUAGUAUCCCAAGUAUUGUCGCUUACAUACUUUGAACAUGCUCCUACCCAUUCCAUUGCUCUCAUUAAAGCACAGAAUGUCUCUAUUGAAGCUCCUUCUCCCUCUCCUAACACAAACGGAGCUCGUGUUUCUCUUGAAAAUAGUAAAAAGUCGAACACUCUUGAGGUCAUAAUACUCGGUUCCAGCAUUGGGUCCCUCUUUGCCAUGAUUAUUCUUAUUGUGGUUGUAAAGUUUCUAGCUCUCUGGAGGCAAGAAGCCGAUGAAGUUGGAGAGGAAUACCUAGAACAACUGCCUGGACUACCUACAAGGUUCACUUAUGAUGAUUUAAUAGCCGUCACGGGGGGGUUCAGUAAGAAGCUCGGUGAAGGAGGCUUUGGAUCUGUCUUUGAAGGUACUUUGAUUGACGGCACAAAAGUUGCCGUGAAGCGUCUUGAUGGAUUACGCCAAAUCAAAAAAUCUUUCCUAGCCGAGGUUGAGACUAUUGGCAACAUUCAUCAUGUCAACCUGGUAAGACUCAUUGGAAUUUUCUCCGAGAAGUUUCAUAGGCUGCUAAUCUAUGAGUACAUGUCCAGGGGUUCUUUGGAUGAGUGGAUCUUUCACAAAUCGAAAGGGUCGUUUGUGCUUGACUGGAGAAAAAGGAGGAGGAUCAUCUACGACAUAGCCAAGGGCCUAAACUAUCUCCACGAAGAAUGUACAUGGAAGAUAAUUCACUUGGACAUCAAACCCCAAAAUAUUCUCUUAGAUGAAAAAUUUAAUGCUAAGAUUGCUGAUUUCGGCUUGUCUAAGUUGCUUGAUAGGGACCAAAGCCAAGCUGUGACUACAAUGAGGGGAACUCCUGGCUAUUUGGCCCCGGAAUGGCUGAGCGCAACAAUUACGGAGAAAGUCAAUGUCUAUAGGUUUGGUGUGGUAGUUCUUGAGAUAGUUUGUGGAAAGAAAGUAUUUGACAGCUCUCAGAAUGAGGGAGACAGAUAUCUAGUUGAAGUUUUCAAGAGAAAGGUCGAAGAAGGGCGGCCGUUGGAUAUGAUGGACCACACUUGUGAGGAUAUGCGACUAAAUCAACCCCACGCGUUCAAUAUUAUGAGGAUUGCUUCAUGGUGCUUACAAUAUGAUUUUUCGAGAAGGCCUUCCGUGUCUAUGGUCAUCAAGGUGUUGGAUGGAGUAAUGGAAAUUCCAGAUGACUUAGAUAAUGACUUCUCACACCGCAGCUCGAUGAAUAUUCAUGUAAUUGUUGGUCAGGAGAACGCUGACUUUUGUGCUACAACUUCUGUGAUACCCUCAAUUCUAUCUGGUCCACGGUAA
Rhodamnia argentea is the source of this 2124-nucleotide messenger RNA. RefSeq names its product G-type lectin S-receptor-like serine/threonine-protein kinase SD2-5. Gene Ontology annotation, molecular function: protein serine/threonine kinase activity; ATP binding. Gene Ontology annotation, biological process: protein phosphorylation. Lineage: Eukaryota; Viridiplantae; Streptophyta; Magnoliopsida; Myrtales; Myrtaceae. The record is from RefSeq and is a predicted model, not a curated record. The coding region runs from base 1 to 2124 and encodes 707 amino acids. The transcript has a single exon.